Messenger RNA from Gadus macrocephalus (Pacific cod), 2686 nucleotides. RefSeq names its product dopamine receptor D6b (gene drd6b). The coding region runs from base 379 to 1821 and encodes 480 amino acids. The transcript has a single exon. Gene Ontology annotation, cellular component: membrane. NCBI's taxonomy places the organism in Eukaryota, Metazoa, Chordata, Actinopteri, Gadiformes, Gadidae. The record is from RefSeq and is a predicted model, not a curated record. Gene Ontology annotation, molecular function: G protein-coupled receptor activity. Gene Ontology annotation, biological process: adenylate cyclase-activating adrenergic receptor signaling pathway.
UCAGCACCUCGGACAGCGCGCACAAGUGCAACACAUCCGCUAAAGAGAAAAUAACCUUAAUGCUUUUAUGAAGUUCUACAUUGAAUUGUGAGACUGAAACUUAUAAUUCAAACCAAACGCAGGGUGUGCAGUUGACGGUGUAACAGGUUGUGCGUCGCUAUGCUUCGAAUUAUGAGCGCUAGGCGAUGGGCGCGCAGAGCGCUACCAAUCCUCCACAGACACGAGACCACUGACGCGUCGCGGCUGCUCGGACGCGUUCAACUGAUCCGCCGGCCUCUAAGAACUGGAUACAGACCGCUGGCUUUGGUUUUUAUAGAGUUGCGUUUGGCUUGGAUGUUACAAGGACACGUGCACUUCCACAAAGACUAAACUUAGUGAAUGCACGCAAUUGGGAGACGGUCAAUGGAGAGUUUUCACAACGACAGCCAAGACCACCAUCAGCACCAGCACCAGCACCAUCACCAAGUCGUCACCACAGAAACCGACCCCGAGGCAGACCAGGACGGAGCGGCGGGCGGCGGGGGGGUCGGCAGCGUCCGCGCGCUCACCGGCUGCGUCCUGUUCGUCCUGAUCGUGUCCACGCUGCUGGGCAACACGCUUGUGUGCGCCGCCGUCAUCAAGUUCCGUCACCUCCGCUCCAAAGUCACCAACUUCUUCGUGAUCUCCCUGGCCGUGUCGGACCUGUUCGUGGCCGUGCUGGUGAUGCCCUGGAAGGCGGUCUCCGAGGUGGCCGGCUGCUGGACCUUCGGCCGCUUCUGCGACACCUGGAUCGCCUUUGACAUCAUGUGCUCCACGGCGUCCAUCCUCAACCUGUGCAUCAUCAGCAUGGACCGCUACUGGGCCAUCUCCAGCCCGUUCCGCUACGAGCGCAAGAUGACCCAGAGGUUCGCCUUCGUGAUGAUCGGCGUGGCGUGGACCCUCUCCGUACUCAUCUCCUUCAUCCCCGUGCAGCUCAACUGGCACAAGGCGGCGGUGGACAACGAGACCGCGGAGGACAACAACGCGGAGGACUGCAACGCGAGCCUCAACCGCACUUACGCCAUCUCCUCCUCGUUGAUUAGCUUCUACAUCCCGGUGGUGAUCAUGGUCGGGACCUACACGCGCAUUUUCCGGAUCGCCCAGACCCAGAUCCGGAGGAUAUCGUCGUUGGAGAGAGCGGCGGGCCACAGCGCGCAAAACAACAACCACGUGGAGAGUUCCCUCAAGACGUCGUUCAAGAAGGAGACCAAAGUUUUGAAGACCCUCUCCAUCAUCAUGGGCGUGUUUGUGUUCUGCUGGCUGCCCUUUUUCGUGCUCAACUGCGUGGUGCCCUUCUGCGACCUCAACACCCUGGGCGACCCGCUGUGCGUCAGUGACACCACCUUCAACAUCUUCGUGUGGUUCGGCUGGGCCAACUCUUCGCUCAACCCCGUUAUCUACGCGUUCAACGCCGACUUCAGGAAGGCCUUCUCUACCAUCCUGGGCUGCAACAAAUACUGCUCGAGCUCCACGGUGGAGGCGGUGGAUUUCAGCAACGAGCUGGUGUCCUAUCACCACGACACCACCCUCCAGAAGGAGGCCACCCUGCCCGGCGGCGGUGGCGGUGGAGGAGGCGGCGGCGCGCAGAGGCUCCCGUGCAUCGGCGCGCAUGACGCGGAGGACCUGGAGGAGUGCUUCGAUAAGGUGUCCGUGGUGUCGGACCCCUCACGGAACCGGCGACGUAUGCUGCUGCCAGCCAUCCUGCAGUUUGAGUGCGAAGCGGAGAUUUCGUUGCACCUGAUGCCGUUCAAUUCCUCUGGACACGUGGAAUGUUAUGCCCUCCCGGGUCAAACCCAGGACUAGUCCCGCAGGACGCCAGGAUCAACCAGUCUCGGGUCUAAUCGAGGACUUUAGUGGCCGGCUGCACUUGACUCUUUAAUGCGGGGUUUUAUUGGGAGCGCGAGGGAGAUCCUGUAGAUUGAUGAGGGUGAGAUACAUUUUGAGUUUUUUUAUUAUAAUGUUCGAGUAUAAUAGCAAAACAUAAAAUGGAAAACAUUUUUUUGUUAAUAUCAUCAUAAUGAUAAUAACAAUCAUUAUUAUUAUUAUUAUUAUUAUUAUUAUUAUUAGGUAAUUUCUUGGAACUUUAAUACUAGUUAAUUAGGCCUACAACUAAAUCUGACUUGUUGAAUCCUCGAAUUUCAUGGCAAUAUUCGUGCACAGUCAACAGAACGAAAAUUCAUAUUUUUUCAACUAUUGCACCAACACGAAUUCCACCACAGGGUCAUAUAGGUGAAUCAAUUCUUCCUAUAUUCUCUUGGGAAGGUCGCGCCUAAUGUCGCGCCUCAUGUCGCGCUUCCCUUCGUGAAUAUUUCUUGUCAGCAAUGGACGAUGUCAAACAUACAAAUAUUUCUCCACCAAAUGUAGGACGUAGUGGAAAGUAAAGAAAGCUUUUAAAAAUUGCGUAGAGCUCCAGUUUAUUAAAACGCAAGGACUGUGAUAGCACUUUGGUUCAGCCUAUUGCAUUGAGUUAGGUAGUAUUGAGCAGGGACACAUGCCUCGCAUACUGAUUGCCGGAGAGGGCGAGAUACACAAACAAGAGAAGAGACAUUUUUGGGCGAAGCAUUCAGGAUCUGACAUGUCGCAAUUACAUUUUUGGCCAAAAAAAAAAAAUCCUCAAAAGUGAUUUGUCAAUCCGUAACAUUUAAUAAAUACAUCCUUAAUAUCAAGA